AUGCCGCACACACUCGUCACUGGCGCCAACUCCUUCGUUGGCGUCUAUGUAGUCAAGACCCUAGUGGAAGCUGGCCACACGGUGACUGGUAGUGUCCGGCGGGCUACGGCGGGUGAAGACGUCAUUGCCGAGCAUCCUGAGUGGAAAGAGAAGGUCGACUUCAUCGAGGUCCCCGAUUACGCCGCUCCACACGCUUGGGACACGGUAUUCAGCAGUCGCGAAUUUGACUACAUCGUGCACGUUGCGUCCCCCAUGUUUGGGGACGAAAAGAACACAGAUUAUGACCGCGAUUGGCUCAGGCCGGCCGUAGAUGGUGAACUCUCCAUCCUCAAGUCUGCGCAAGAGUUUGCAACGUCUUUGAAACACAUUGCUAUUACCGGCUCGAUCAAUGCUGUUUCCACAGGCGACGACUUGGUAGACCGUGUCCUAACCAACGAGUCUUGGAACCGCUUGACCCAGGAUGAUGCCAGGGCUGCCAAUCAUCCCUUCUAUUCUUACUGCAGUUCCAAGAAGGAAGGCGAGCUGGCGAUUUGGGAGUUUGUCGAAAAUGAGAAGCCAUCAUUCGGAAUUACAGUCUUCCUGCCGCCCUUGAUAUUCGGCCCUCCCAUUCAGGCGAUUAAGAAACCAAUCUCGAAAGGCAUCAACUUCUCUACCGACAUAUUCCACAGUCUGUGGGAUGGCAGUAACGACGAAAUUCCCAGCACCAUGUUCCCGAGCUAUAUCGAUGUGCGUGACUUGGCCGAAGCGCACGUAAGAGCUCUCACAGCCCCGGGGGCAAGGAACAAACGCCUGCUUAUCGGAGGCUUCCCUUUGACUAACACAGCCAUGGCGAAGUCCAUCAAGGAUCAGGUGAACAGGGGUGAGUUGCCAAAUACAAUCCUUGACAAACUGGCCAAGGAGAGCGGGGAGGACAAGACUACCCCAGUGCCAAAGAUCGAGGCUGGAGAGGCAACGGAAGUCCUGGGGUUGACUUUCCGAACCAUGGAUCAAACUACUGGGGACACUGUGAAGAGAAUUCUGGAACUGAAGGCACGUGAACUGGCUAAUUAA
Messenger RNA from Ilyonectria robusta, 1050 nucleotides. RefSeq lists its product as uncharacterized. The record is from RefSeq and is a predicted model, not a curated record. Gene Ontology annotation, molecular function: oxidoreductase activity, acting on the CH-OH group of donors, NAD or NADP as acceptor. Lineage: Eukaryota; Fungi; Ascomycota; Sordariomycetes; Hypocreales; Nectriaceae. The transcript is spliced from 2 exons. The coding region runs from base 1 to 1050 and encodes 349 amino acids.